Messenger RNA from Loa loa (African eye worm), 214 nucleotides. RefSeq lists its product as hypothetical. Lineage: Eukaryota; Metazoa; Nematoda; Chromadorea; Rhabditida; Onchocercidae. The record is from RefSeq and is a predicted model, not a curated record. The transcript has a single exon. The annotation marks the transcript as partial.
AUGCAGACGCUGAAGGAAUAUUUAGGACAUCGUGAAACGCACAGGAAAUAUAAGUGCACUUGGCGCGAAUGUAGAAUGAAAUUCUUUACCCAAAAGGGACUUCGAGAUCAUUACGAAAUACAUCAAUCUAAAGCUCAACGUGAAAAUUCUAGCGAUUCCUUUCCUUCUAAACAUAAACUACGAGAAUAUAAUCAACGAUGCCACGGAGUUAGAG